GGUCUUACACAUUCACACUAUGUCUUCCACUACAUUAGCGAGUGCUCCCGCUUCAUGUUGUUUUACUGGCGUAAAGCACUUCGGCACUCCCGUCGGCCGUGUCGUCGAUCUUGGAGGGUUAGAAACAUAUAUUUCUGAACCGAAGGAGCAGGGUCCACAGAAGAUAGUGAUGCUAUUUUUGGCGGAUGUCUGGGGCUCGCUAUGGAUCAACAAUAAGUUGCUGCAAGAUUACUUUGCUUCAGUGGGAUAUUACGUGCUUGGACCAGAUUAUUUAUUUGGUGAUGCAGUGCCGAACCAUCCUCCAGAUUUCGAUAGACAUACGUGGGCCAAGACCAAGUUGAAGCCUGCGCGAGACGCAUUUCCCAAGUGGCUCGAAGCUGUAAAGGAGAUUCAUGGCACCGAGAACACGAAGUACUGCGCCGUGGGAUAUUGUUUCGGCGCACCUUUUGUAAUGGAGUUGGCGGCAACCGACUUCAUUGAGGCUGGGGCUUUAGCUCACCCAGCAUUCCUGGAUGAGAGCCACUUCGAAGAUUUGAAAAAGCCCUUGUUACUGUGUUGUGCAGAGGAGGACCAUACAUUCCCUUUGCCGUCACGUCGUCGUGCAGAAGACAUCUUGGUGGAACGGAAAGCAAACUAUUAUUUCCAGAUAUUUGCUGGUAUCAAGCACGGUUUUGCUGUCCGCGGCAACCCAGAUGUUGAACAAGAACGUUGGUCCAAAGAAGAAUGUGCUCGUACAGUUGACAGGUGGUUCAAGCGGUUCGCUGGAUCUGAGUAGUCACCUCAACGUUCGAAGUAGCGACAUGAAAGAAGUAUAUUGUAUCUCCUUAUUUCCCAAUCACGAAUCUUUGUCUGAAAGUAGCACAGCGUAGACAAUUUCUACAAGGGGUGAACUACAUUCAUGAUCAAUUUAUGGAAGACUGGAACAUA
This is a messenger RNA of Serpula lacrymans var. lacrymans S7.9, 927 nucleotides long. RefSeq lists its product as uncharacterized. Lineage: Eukaryota; Fungi; Basidiomycota; Agaricomycetes; Boletales; Serpulaceae. The record is from RefSeq and is a predicted model, not a curated record. Gene Ontology annotation, molecular function: hydrolase activity. The coding region runs from base 20 to 775 and encodes 251 amino acids. The transcript has 7 exons.